UUCAACAAAUCGGUCGAAGCUGGUUCGACCUCAGGGUCUUUUUGUGGCAUUGCAGACCACCCAGCGCAUGCCCCCGCCCUUAUGGUUUCCAUGUGCUCGAGUCCGGUAACACAAAAAGAUUCUUCGUUGUCGCUUUCAGAAGAAGAUAUUGAAGAGAGAGUUUUGUUGUCAACACGCGUUGCUUUUUCUUCACGGCACCUUUGCGAAGAAAUCGAAGGAAGUGUACUAUACGAAGAAAAACACCACAAGGAAAAGGUAUUCUGCGGUUGGUUGAUCGAUUUCCGUAGACAAAAACUGGUGCAAGCGCCCUUGUCGUCUGUCUCAACAUCGAUAUUGACCCCCCGGAUGUUCAGAAAAUACCUCCAUACUCCAAGGUUGAGGCUUGGUUCGACCCUACAGAUGCCAAUAGCUUACGUGCUCUUGAAGUUAUCGGAAGAAAUUUACAGACAUUGCUUCACGAAAAGUAUUGGCACCCGACCAUAUCGUGUUCGUGAACUGGUGAUGAGUUUGAAUAACUUCCCCUGUUUCUCUGUUUUUCCCCUCUGUUCCAAAAAGGCUCAGUAUGAACGUUGGCAGCCUCGAGCGCGUUUCAAGCAGUGUCUGGAUCCUACUUUGGAAGAUGUUAAAAACCUGACGAUUAGUUUGCGUCGCAACGUGAAAGGCGAUCGGAUCCUGUUUCACUAUAAUGGUCAUGGGGUACCGAGGCCAACAGAAAAUGGCGAAAUUUGGGUGUUCAAUACGAAAUUCACGAAAUACAUCCCUCUAUCCUUGUACGAUCUACAACGGUGGUUGGGUGCUCCGUCCGUCUACGUGUUUGAUUGUCAAAAUGCUGGCCGAGUCAUUCGUAUGUACGAAAUAUUUUGUCGCCGAAGAAUGGCUGAGAACUUGGCGGCUGCGCAACGGCAACAGCAGACGGAGACCUCUGAAAAUCGUGGUGGAUCGACCAACCUUGGCAACCCAGUUCGUGAUGGUCCCGUGCCAAAUCUGGAUGCAUGUGCUGGUCCACCUCAAGCACAGCCACCCGGAUCCACUACUCCCGCUCCGAAUAACCCGCACCUCGUCACCAAUCCUCCGGUUACCAUGGAAAACACAAUCAUGCUUGCUGCUUGUCGAGAGGACGAGGAUCUGCCUCAGAACCCCGAACUUCCGGCCGAUCUGUUCACGGCCUGUCUCACAACUCCGAUUCGUAUGGCGCUACGUUGGCACUGGCUCCGUCAUCAAGAAUCAUUCCCAGGCUAUCUGGAUGAGGCUCUCUUGGACCGCAUUCCUGGAGCUCAUUCAAAUCGAAUGUCGCUUUUGGGCGAGAUCAACUGGAUAUUUACGGCAGUCACGGACACGAUUGCCUGGUGCAGCUUCCCGAUCGAUCUGUUUCAGAAAUUAUUCCGCCAAGAUCUGCUGGUUGCGGGUUUGUUUAGAAACUUUUUGCUCGCAGAACGUAUCAUGAAAACUUACGGAUGUACACCGGUGUCUGCUCCUGCAUUACCUACCACCUUUCGGCAUUCAAUGUGGACCGCUUGGGAUCACACUCUGGAUCGUUUGGUACACUAUCUUCCUCGAAUCUUGAAGGUAAUGGAGGGAAACCCGACUACCGAACUCAAGUUACCCAUCAUUCUGCCUUCUUCGCCAGGCAACAACCACCAACAGCAUCACCAACAGAUUCCAAGCGGUGUUGCUCAAUUAAGCCAAAUUGGUAUGGUUACCACGCCCAUGCCACCGACCAUGGCCGGUGCGGCAGAGCAACACCUGGUGGAGGCAACUGUGAGUCAUCGGCUCAACCAACGUGGGGCCCACGUAACUUCUUCCGGUGGGUUACCUGCACUUGCCCAUGGAAAAAGGACAGCCGAAGCCAUGCAACUGGACGAUGCAACAGCAAGGCAAAAUUUUUACGGGCAGGCUGCACCUACAAAUCGUGUGGUAUGUGAUCUCGAGAGAAAGGUCAAACACUUCAUUCACUAUCCCACAGUCACGAUUUGUGACCUUGCACCUAUGAAGUCGAAACCAAAUCCAUUGAUUUUGGCCCAGCUUCCACUGCUCCAUUCUCCGGCAAAGCAGGAAUUUCGAGAGACCUAUUACUCGUCUCCUACCGACUUCCUCAAUUUCCCAUGCUUGUCAGCUACCGAUUCGGUCAUCUAUUUGUCCUUUUUCCGGUUGAUCACAGCAUGCACAUUGUCUCUGCUUUUCAAGCCCUACACAGACUUGGUCGACAGACUAGAUCAACUGCAACCUCGCCCACAAGUUCCUGCCAGACCUGAACAACAGACAUCAGACAAGCCUGUUUCGGUUGUGCCACCGGGAUUCUCAACCACCCAACAGGGGCAGACUCGGCAUGGUGCGCCACUUACAUCCUCGCAGCGCCCCUUGCCGCGUCACCCAGCUGCUGAAGGGCUUAAUCAACAACUGGCUUCUGAGUCUGAUGGGAAGCAACGUCCUUCACAAGAAGGCCGCGUGCGUCAUCCAACACGGGAUCCUUCGCUAGUAGAUGCCCAAUCCGAACGGCUUGUAACACAAAAGGAUCUGGCAACUCAUCUGGAGGAGACAGAGGAACCAACUGAAGAAAAGCAGGCGGAUGGCACGAAGAGCAAAGCAGAGGCAGAUUCCCAACAACCGGAAAUGAAUUCUCACGUGAGGACGAUCAACUUGUCUACGACGGGCACAGCUGCAAAUGACGAAGAUGAUAGUGAUGUGGAUGUGGAUGAAGACGAACUUGACGACGAAGACGAGGUAGAUGACUCAGACGACGAAUCUGACGAGUCGUAUGAGGUCAACGAAGAGGACAGUAUGAAGGCAGUGGCAAGGAGCUGUUGGACCGCUGAGGACAAACCUCUACCAAUUGCCAAAGUCAUAGAGUCCGCUCCUCCAAAGCUGGGAAAAGACCAAAUUCACACUACAUCUGAUGCACAUCCUCCCGAUAAGACUGGCAAACAGAACGCACCAGAUCCCUUAUCCAAGCCGCCUUUGACAAAGGAGGCCACACAGGUCGAGCAACCUGAACCAUUGAAACUUGAUGCUGAACAGCUGAAACAACUUGUAAAUUAUUCCAAUACUCAGAUAGAUGGUCGUCUUCCCAGUCAAAAUACCGCACAAGCGCAACCAGUUUACCAGACACAAAAGAAAACAUCGACUGGGGUUACACAGAAGACAGCCAGUACUGCUCUGCCGCCUGCCCAGAUCACCGAUGCGAGACCCCCAGAAUGUACCCUGACAGCCUUGCGACGGCAACAACACGUCCUACAAGGACUCCACACUUUGCAAACACCAAAUGGCAAUAAUAAAACAUCCACACAGGCUGCCAAUAAUCCAGCCAUACCCCAAGUGGUUUGCCCCUCUAAUCCAACUACAUUGCCUGCCAAUUUUGUUGCCUGUGCAACUCCCACACCGGCGGGACAUACACCGAACCAUUCGGUCCAGCCUCAAAGCCAGCAGCAGCAGCUCCCUGGUGCACCUGCUUCCAAUGCCCCUGUAUACGCUGGGUCGGUGAUCGGAGGCAGCGGCCCAGCCUCGUUUUUUACGAGUCAGAUGACGGCAUUCAAAGUGUGGUUACAAACUGCUGAUGAGAAACAGCCACCAGCAAUGCAAUUACCCAUCCUGUUGCAGAUAUUACUGAGCCAAAGUCAUCGAACCCGAGCAAUGCAACUUCUAAGCGAGUUCCUUGAUUUGGGGCCGUGGGCCGUCACACACUGUUUGAUGGUUGGCAUCCUACCCUAUAUCGCCCGUCUGUUUUCGUCCAGUCUGUCCGAGGUGAAACCCCACUUAGUGUUCAUUUGGGGGAAGAUCAUUGCCAGUGCUCAGACGGAAUUCAGCCGAAGUGAUUCAGUUCGUGAUGGAGGCUUCAAAUAUUUCAUGAAUUGUCUGAAUGAUACGGAGAAUUUGUCCCCCCUUACACGAACAAUCACCGCAUUCGCCCUCACGAAGAUGUUGGAAAAGGAGCCGUUCGGAGAGCCUGAUACCUACUUCCAGGAUGCCUCACUGAAACAGAAUUUCCUCCCAAUGGUCCUUUCUCAGUUAUCGGAAAAUCCUCCCUCAUUGGAACGUGAAUUGCCUAUUCGAAUGAGGCUUUGGCUAAUAUUCGGCCUUUCUAAACUCUGGAGAAAACACGACGAUGCACGUUGGUUCGGCAUCCGGUACAACGUUACAGAGGUAUUAUUCAACUACUUGGAUGAUGUUUCCCCUGAGGUUCGCGCCGCGACCACGUAUGCCCUAGGCACUUUGGUUGAUAACCAAACGACUGAUCCAUCCAAAAAGGACCACGCCGACCAGAUCAGUCAACAAGUGAUUACGCGUCUAAUCAAACUAGCCACACUGGAGGCCAGCCCUCUGGUCAGAUGCGAGCUCGUCGCUGCAUUGUGCCCGCUUGUCAGACAGUUUGAAAUCCAGUUGUGCGCGAUGGCACAUCAUUAUUUGCAAGAGUUGCAGCAGCUGUCAUCCACCGCAGCCGGAACCACUCUGAGUCGUCCGAUCGGUCGACCGUCUCGGCACAGUGUUUCUGGGUUCGCUCCUUCGUCACACUUCACUGGCCGCCCAGAUGAUGUAGGCACCUCUCCGCGACCCUCGGCUAUCAAGGAUGAUGGACUUGUCAAAGCACGACGGACCGAGCCAUUAGCUUUGCCGACCUUUUUCGCUGGUACUACCAACGUUUACGCACAAUUUUGGCUUGCUUUGGUCCAACUCUCUAACGACCCGUAUCCGAAAGUGGCCCAAAUGACUCGUCAAAUCAUGAAUUAUUUGUUAGCUCGAUUCGGUAUUCCUCUGACAGAUAAUUCGCCUUCUCCGUGUGCUUCCGUGACAACUGGUGACCAGCCGGAACGCACUGUCCCAUCAUUCAGCCCUGCAUCGGCCUCAACAUCUCCAUUGACAAACUCGUCAAUGCGACCUGUAUCCAACCCUUCCAAUCAACGGAACUCUUUUUCCAACGAGUCCUCUCCUCCAAACACCGUAGAGCGUGCUUCUGGUCCGGCAUCAACGAUCAAGAACACUAGUCCCAAUACACAACCACACAUGUCACAUUCCAUGUGCUCCUCUCCGAACAACGUUCCCGUGAAUUAUUUCACCCAACGUCGUCCCAACCGGACAAACGUACCCCUGACCUCGACAUUUCUUUUGCAUUCAGCACAAUUCACCGGGCGCCGUCAUCACCAAGUGGAUCAACUUGUACGGAAGCCACUCCUUGAGGCACAGUCAUCACAUACAUCUGCACCUCGUGUACCUCCAAUCCAAGGCAAUUCACACCUCUCCGACUAUGACAGAAUUUUGGGUGCAGUGCAAAAGACGCAGUUUUUCGCUUGGUCCUGUCGCUGGUUCACACAGCCUCUGCUUGCCAAAUAUGGUCAAACUUGUUUCCGACAGGAGGAUUCAACACGUGGUCUCUUAUCCUGCUCCUCGUCAUCUGUCGGCCUAGUAUCCCCAAGGCAGCGUGCCUUUUCUCCGGAAAGUUCGAAUGAUCGACUUUCACGUGAGCGUUGGAUGUCUGGAGCUCCGGAUCCGGAUCUUGCCGCCCUUUGUGCUGUGUCUGUGGACCCCGAUGCAGUGGCGUACGCUGACCGUUUAACUCGGCUAACCAAGCAAAGAGAGGACAUUACGAGUGGCCGACGGCGCUGGCUUGAAGCAAUCGGUCCUGUACCCUCUAGCGACCCGUCCUUUCCGAAUCAGUCGUUCAACUCGGUUACCGAUGGAAUCACAUAUUGUGGACGUCUUGCCACAGUGGUUCAUAAUCGAAACGGCCCAGGCAAGCCUAGUGUACUUCGAUUUCACCCGCACCAGCCUCAUCUUGUUGUGGCUGACCAUUCCGGAAUGUCUGUGUGUUCUUCACAAACAUUGGCUCGGCUAAACUAUCUUCCCACUCCCAGCGGAUUCGAUCUGCUUUCUAGAACGUCCGUCGGAGCGAACCGAAGUGAUCCAGCGGGACUCGCCAGUCGCAUCACCGAUGUACAGUUCCUAAAUUGUUCGGAAGAGCGAGGUCUGCUGCUUUCGGCUCACGAGGAUGGGCGGGUCCGAAUUUGGCGCAACUACCUCCGAGACUUGGGUCAAGAUGCUGAAGUAGUUACGGCCUGGGUCGGCCUAAGUGAACUUCUAACCUCAAGCAACCCGGCUGGUAUGGUCUCUCACUGGAGUCAGUACUCCCAACAGCUCACUCUUGGUGGGGACUCCAAAGUUAUUCGUCUAUGGGACUGUGAACGUGAGUCUCGCAUUCGUGAUUUACCCACCACGGCGGAUGCCUGCGUAACUUCCCUGGCACGUAGUCUGGAUCAGUCUUUGUUAUGUGCAGGAUUCGGGGACGGUGGGGUUCGGGUGUUUGAUCUCCGGAUUCCGGCAUCCGCUUCUCCCCACCACAGCAAUGACUGCCAUAUCUUCUCAGGACAAGGAGACUCCGGUUGGAUACACGACGUCGCCUUUGGUCCUUGCGGUCGUUUGUACGCGACAGGUUCCACUGGCGGGGUCUCUGCGUGGCAAUUAACUACCAGCAUUUCAAAGUCUCGUCCCAGAUUGUCCGAGCGCAUCGUCAGCUCAUCUGCAGUACGUAAGCAGUCUUCCAUUUCCAAAAUAGAACAGGGAUCGCGAUUCGAACGCCGACCGUACCCACCACGACUUUCCAUCCCCAAAAACACACCUGUACAUUGUACCGCCCUCAAGGUGGAUUUAUCACCCUUGUCUUCACAUUUGGCCAUUGCUGGCAUUGGUGGCUCCGCUCCACAACUGCUCGUACACCGUAUCCAAGGCGGCACCGUUCACUCCUCGCUCACACAUAUCGGUCGCGAGAGAAUUCAUGCACCUGUUUGUUUGGCCGUUCAUCCAUUUGAGCCACUGAUCGUAGCUGGCUUGAAGGACAAGUCUGUUGUCCUACUCCUCGUGGAGACCAAGCGUGCCUCGUCGCGUGUCAGCCAAGUCCUGGGGCUACAAGGCUAACUGGACGGCAGCGGAGCAUCCAUGUUGAAUCCUGACGUACUGUCGAUGGUCGUGAUAAUGACCGUUGCCAUCAUUGCAGAGCCACUGAUCGUAGCUGGCUUGAAGGACAAGUCUGUUGUCCUACUCCUCGUGGAGACCAAGCGUGCCUCGUCGCGUGUCAGCCAAGUCCUGGGGCUACAAGGCUAGUCCGUACUGAAUCCUGACAAAAUUCCGGUUUUAUCACUUCCCAUUUCUGUUCAUACUGUCUCUACUUCCAUACAUAGCAGUGAUUUUAUUUUCUCCCCUUCGAUUUCCUGCCGAGAAACGUUGCAUUACCCGUUCAUUUUCGUUCGAAACUGUACUACCUCGUACCGUGCGAGUAGCCUCAUGUUUCUCAAUCUUGCUUUCGCUUCACGUUUUUUGUCAAGUAGACAUCGUGUAAUGUUAUAUACACGUACAUCGUGCCUUACGAUCGUGUGAUUACUUGGACAAUACUUCCAGAAUUUACUGACGGGUGAUCUUACCUUAUUUUUUAUUUUUG
This is a messenger RNA of Opisthorchis viverrini, 7420 nucleotides long. RefSeq lists its product as hypothetical. The coding region runs from base 82 to 6900 and encodes 2272 amino acids. Gene Ontology annotation, molecular function: protein-macromolecule adaptor activity; protein binding. The transcript has 31 exons. Lineage: Eukaryota; Metazoa; Platyhelminthes; Trematoda; Opisthorchiida; Opisthorchiidae. Gene Ontology annotation, biological process: positive regulation of cell growth; positive regulation of protein serine/threonine kinase activity; cellular response to starvation. The record is from RefSeq and is a predicted model, not a curated record. Gene Ontology annotation, cellular component: TORC1 complex; cytoplasm.